Messenger RNA from Eubalaena glacialis (North Atlantic right whale), 1183 nucleotides. It is a transcript of the gene TCEAL4, whose product is annotated as transcription elongation factor A like 4. The record is from RefSeq and is a predicted model, not a curated record. The transcript is spliced from 3 exons. Bases 206 to 886 code for a protein of 226 amino acids. NCBI's taxonomy places the organism in Eukaryota, Metazoa, Chordata, Mammalia, Artiodactyla, Balaenidae.
CCGCCGGGCUCCGAAGUGGGCGCCGGUCCGGGUGCCAGUCCUCGCUCUCUGCUGUUGGACCCGGAGCCGUCUGGGAGCCCCUAAUUGUUGCUCCAGGUUCUUUCAGGUGUACGUGUCUGUUGUUCCCAGUGCUCUACUGGGCUAGAGAAAGAGGAGGAACCUGUCCAGAAUCCCCGCAGGACAGGAAAAGGAGGGGACACUCAACAUGGAAAAACUCUGCAGUGAAAAUGAAGGAAAGCCUGAGAACCAAGGCAAGAUGGAAAACAAAGAACAGCCACUGGAUGCGGGAAAGCCGGGAGUAGCUUGUACUGUGGAAGACAAGGAAAAGUUAGAAAACAAGGGAAGGACAGAUCUCAAGGGAAAGACAGAAGAUGAGGAAGUACUAAAGGAUAAGGAAAAGCCAGAGAGUGAGGCAAAGCCAAAAGAAGGAAAUCCAGAGACCCAAGCAAAGCCAGUGAGUGAGGGAAAACCAAAAGAAGGAAAACCAGAGAGUGAGGGAAAGCCAGUAAGUGAGGGAAAGCCAGUGAGCGAGGGAAAGCCAAAAGAAGAAAAGCCAGCCAGCGAACCAAGGGCUGCAGGAAAGCGCCCAGCUGGGGAUGAUGUACCCAGGAAGGCCAAAAGAAAAACCAACAAGGGGCUGGCUCAGUGUCUCAAGGAAUACAAGGAGGCCAUACACGAUAUGCAUUUGAGCAAUGAAGAGAUGAUAAGGGAAUUUGACGAGAUGGCCAGGGUGGAGGAUGAGGUGAAGAAAACCAGACAGAAACUGGGGGGGUUUAUGUGGAUGCAAAAAAGUUUACAGGACCCCUUCCACCCGAGGGGCCCAAGGGAACUCAGGGGUGGCUGCAGGGCCCCACAAAGGGGCUUUGAAGACAUUCCUUUUGUGUAGUGCCCCUGGCAGGCAUUUGCAAGGCCUUGUGCUUUAUUUAACCUUAUGCUAAUACUAUGCUUUAGGUGUUACUCUCUUUAUCCAACUGCAGCCCUGUGUGUUUCAGUAGCAGAUUUUCAUCCAUUGCAUGGAAAAAUGUUUAUGGUGCAUUGUAAAAUUUUUAAAAAACCAGUUUUCAGAACCAUAUGUACGGCAUCAGUCCAUUUUUGUAAAACUACAAAGAUACUUACUAGUGAUCCAUGUACAGAAAAAACUCGGAAAGCUGUGUCUACUAAAAGAUUAACAGUGGUUAUCUAU